AUGUCCGCUCAACUUGCUACGGUUAGUGCUUUUAUUAAAGGAGCACCCCCAGGAGAGCUCCCAAAUGUUGUUUCUGACAUAAAAAUUCUCACUAAUAAUGAUCCCAAAAUCAUAUCUGAGCUCGGCCCAGUAUUUCAAAGUUACAAUGAAAAUCAAUUCACGACUGUCAAGUUACCUGAUACUGAUCAAAAUAUAAUCGUCAGCGCUUACAACUCUCUCGGCGAAGGAAGAUACUACGAUGUGAACAGCUGUUUGAGCUUCUCAUUCGAUCAUGAAACCCAGAAACCAAGUGAAGUUCAAAGUUACAUGCUAGAAAGCAAUCAUUCAGAUUUUGUGAAGUCGAUAUCUAAGAAUCUAAGACUAUAUUUGAAUGAGCAUUACAGCAAUGCAUCUUGUGGGGUUUAUCCUACCAACGAAGACUCUGAGAUUGCGAUAUUGAUUGUUGCCAAUCAAUAUAGUCCGAGAAAUUUUUGGAAUGGUCAAUGGAAGUCCCUUUACAUUUAUUCACCAGCCACAUCUUGCUUGAGCGGACAAAUCAAUGUAGAUGUUCAUUAUUACGAAGAUGGAAAUGUCCGCCUUCUCACAUCAAAACCUGUAUCAUUAUCAGUUUCUCAUGAUUCAACUGAAACGGUCUUGAAAGAGAUUAAAGGCUUGGAGAAAAAAUAUCAAGAGGAACUAACUAACGGCUUUCAAAACCUGAGUGAGGGAGCCUUCAGAGGGUUGAGAAGGCAAUUACCGGUAACAAGGCAGAAGGUUGAGUGGGACAAGAUUGCAGGCUAUCGGUUAGGUCAGGAUAUUGGAGGGGGCAGUAUCAAGAAAUAG
Molecule: messenger RNA, 822 nt
Organism: Blumeria graminis f. sp. triticale
Lineage: Eukaryota; Fungi; Ascomycota; Leotiomycetes; Helotiales; Erysiphaceae
Source: the annotation of a GenBank genome assembly